AUGCUGCUAGAGUUGAGCGUAGAUGUACUCAAGACAAAAGAAACGAUUGUAAGCAUCUUUACUAAAGAUCUCUGCAAUUGAUAUUUCAUUAAGGAUCAAUAAUGGUGCAAUUUUAAUCUCUCCCUUAUGCAUGAUAUUAGCAAACACAAUAAGCCGAAGGAACCAAUGAAAGAUAUCUUCAAUAUAAUAAAAAAGGUUCUAACGCACCAUGGAGUCAUUUAAGUCUAUCCAAUGGAAUCGAAAAUAAGGAAAAUCAAGUUCUCUUCCCGUUUGGGUAGAGCAGCAUUAAAGAUUUUGGUGCUAAGGGCUGGGAGGCAAGUUAGGAAUGGACGGGAAAUCUUCUUCUUUGAGUUCUAGACUUCUAGAGGACUGGAGUACCACGAACGCGUUCUUCUUAACUGUAUAUAAAAAGGGUUGUAAAGGGACAGCCUUCGCUAUUUCUACAAAAAGGGGAUAAGUACCAAAGUGAAAAAAAUUUUAAAUUGACCAUUUUUUGUAACAUUUUACUGUCCUGCCUCAAUUGUAGGAAAAAAGAUGGGUAAAUGACAACUACCAGACGGCUUCCGUAGAGUCAAUAGUAACACCUAUCCAACAAUUACAGGCUACGAAGAAAACUACGGUGAGAGACAUAUCAUACUCAUUUACUUCUUUGCCAGUGAAACGAUGCUCACUUUCAGUCACCUGUUUGUUAUUUGUGUAAACCAUGUACCCUUUCCCUCGAGACUCGCCACUAACCAAAUUCUGGUUUUGCAUCAUGAAAUUUAGAUCGACUUUUUCCUCCGAGGUUUUCAUUUGAAACAUUUCGUUUUUCUUCUUACAUGGCGAGGGAAAAAUCACAAUAAUAUCGGAGACAGGGAAUAAAAAACCGGAAAAUGAAACAAUGGUGAGACACAGAUACGAAGUGAUGGAUGGUAGCAUUUUUAUCAUUCUUAAAUCUUCAGAAAACAUUAAGGGAAGGCAAACCCCGCAGACGGCUGAUCUUCAGUCCCUAGUGCCUGGAGAUAUUGGGAAAAAUUUCAUAGCGAGAGGCUAUCCCCUUCCGGAGCUUGGCCUCUGUUCAACAAUUCUAAUUUCAGUGUUUUUCCUUUGCAGCCUCAAAGCACUUUAGAAGUGAACUACCGUAUUUUGAAAGUGUUCCUGCCACUCAUAAGAACGUUGAAAAGGCAACUCAGUGCUUUCUCAGUGGCUAGAGAUGUAACGCAUCAGCUUCAGGAAAUUAGGUGGAAAGUUGAAAAUACAAUGAUUUUUGUUCGGGCGAUUCAAAAUGCAUUGAAGGUAUGACAAUCAAAAUCUUGGUUAAAAUUAUCUAUUAAGGAAUUACUUGCAGAUAACGGGCCUGUCCACUCUGUGAAGAUGAAGACUUGUCGAGCAAAAUGUUCGCUCGAAUUCCCGGUUUUCUGUUCUUGUAGCAUGCUGUUUGCACGACUUUUUCUUUCAGUGCUAAGAAUAUGAAGUUGCAUUGAGUUUAAUGUAAACCAAACUGUUUCCUUCUUUUUUGAAGCCUGGCCAGCCGCAAACAUUAAGUCUUCGCCCCAGCACGACCGCUGUCAGUAACUCAACUCUCAACUCAGUUAGUGGUGUUCCGAUUGUUGUCCAGACCCCAACAACAGCUGCACCCUCGGCCAUAACACUUAAUGGAGUUGCUGUGAAAGCAUCCGCUAUGCUGGAAGAUUUUUACACUGAAAUUGUCGUAAUGCAAGUGGACCUUGUAAAAGUAACAAAGAUCUUGUGUCCUUAG
This is a messenger RNA of Pocillopora meandrina, 1738 nucleotides long. The record is from the annotation of a GenBank genome assembly. NCBI's taxonomy places the organism in Eukaryota, Metazoa, Cnidaria, Anthozoa, Scleractinia, Pocilloporidae.